Cololabis saira (Pacific saury) is the source of this 2456-nucleotide messenger RNA. RefSeq lists its product as uncharacterized. The transcript has 2 exons. NCBI's taxonomy places the organism in Eukaryota, Metazoa, Chordata, Actinopteri, Beloniformes, Belonidae. Gene Ontology annotation, molecular function: metal ion binding; mRNA binding. The record is from RefSeq and is a predicted model, not a curated record. The coding region runs from base 84 to 1349 and encodes 421 amino acids.
AGAGUUAAGUCUGGACACAGGGAUCCAACAACUAACGUGUGGAUAACAGCUGAACCUUCUUCCUGUGUCUAAAGAGAUACAGCAUGUCCGAUAUGCUUGAUGACAUCAUCACAAAGAACAUUCUGAAUCUGGCCCUGAACGAUGCCUUGGUCCCAACACAGUCUCAAAUCAAACUCCACGGGCAGAGCGGGUUGAGCCGAUCAACCUCCCUCUUCUCUCACCCCUCCCAUCCUUCAGCUUCGAGCCUCAGCUUGAGCACUGAGCACGUUAACAAUGAAGACAAUGGGAGCUCUUUGUGGUCGCCCAACAUCUGGAGCAACGACCCUGUCUCAAACCAAAAGCAGCUCCCCUUCCGGGCUGACCGUUCCAUGAGCCUGACAGAGUACACCAGCAGCCUGCUCUCCUCGUUUGGACAGAUGAAGAACCUGGAUUCCUUUCCCAAAGCCUCUGCUACUACUGUGGCUCCCCCACCUGGGUUCCCGCCUUCAUCAAACCUCCAAGCUCAGCUCCCGCCCAUGCUGUCCUCUAACCGUUACAAGACAGAGCUGUGCCGCGGCUUCCAGGAGACUGGCAGCUGUAAGUACGGCAACAAGUGCCAGUUUGCCCACGGCGAGGCAGAGCUACGAGGACUGUACCGUCACCCAAAGUAUAAGACGGAGCCCUGCAGAACCUUCUACAACUUUGGCUACUGCCCCUACGGCUCACGCUGCCACUUCAUCCACGAGGAGAGAGCCAGUGGAGGUCCAUUAAUGUCUGGCAAAUUCCAGCGGCAACCGGCUCCGAUGGCAAGCCACAACCCCCGCCACCAGCUCCGGCAGAGUGUCAGCUUCGCUGGCUUCAUGGGCUCUUCCCGCAGCUCAUCCCCUCCAUCAUUCCCAUCCCUCAACGAUCCUAACCUGGGGUUCAGCCGUGCUCCUUCUGUUUCCCCACCUCCUGCUGAUCUCCUCUCUCCUGUGUUCAGUGAAUCAAUGCAACGAGAAACACCAGCAUUCCAGUUUGGCAGCCAUCAAACCCGUGCCAGCACUGGAGACAUAAACAGCAUUCCUGUCAUCUUCGAGCCAAAGGCUUCACACUGUGUGUGUGGCCAUGGAAAUAACUUUAACAGCAGCAACGGCAGAGUCUUCACCAAAGGGGAGGACGGGCCUCUCCGUGACGGCAACUUGCUGUUUCCUGGUCUUGGGAGCCACGGAGGCCUCAUGAAGCCCACUGGACUGCAGCGUUUCUCCUCCGAGGAGUCCCUGGAGGACAGCUACAGCAGCAGCAGCUCCAGUGGGACCGAGUCUCCAACGUUUGACGGAUCUGCCAGCAAGAGGCUCACUGUGUUUGAGCGUCUAUCCCUGUCUGACUAAAUGGAUCCAAAGGGAAAGAAAAAAGAUGUGACACUUUUCUGUGUUCCUGAACUUUCUUCAAAAUUAUUAUUGUUCAGGACAAGUAGAAGCAAUAACACUUAAAGAUCUUAAAUUUAUAUUUCUGUAUAUAAACAUAUAUAUAUAUAUAUAUAUAUAUAUAUAUAUAUAUAUAUAUAUAUAUAUAUAUAUAUAUAUAUAUAUAUAUAUAUAUAUAUAUAUAUACAUAAAUCUGACUUAUCUUUCACAAACUACAGAUACAGAGAUAAUUUUAGUACCCAAAUGUUAUCAGACUCUAUUUUUGUACUUACAAAUAUUGUGUAGCCUAAUAGACCUUUGUAUGUGGUCUUCCAUGGGAAUUACCUCUUCUGCAGGUCUUGACUUGACCAGUGCGCCCUGGUUUAUACAUACCACAAAUCUGUUGUGAUCAAAAAGGCUUAUCUGUAGCGAUAAUCAUUAAUGCCUGUGCCUUAACGAUUUUCUCUGCCUUGUAGGCUAUUCAUCUUCUGUGCCACAAACAGUAUGUUUGGUUCAGUAGCCUUAAUCAGUGAGACCUGACAUGUGUCCAUGAUAUGCACUUUACAGCUAAUUCAAAUGGGAAAAAGUCCCUGUAGCAUUCAGCCAAAGCUUCACUCUGAUGAAUGUGUGUGUUUGAAAGUAUGCAUGUUAGGAUGUAUGUGUUAUUUUUCUGAGACCUUAUCGUGUUAAUUGAAAACAAAGAUAUGUCAUUGGGUUUAGAUCUGAAUAUCUGUGUCCUGACACACUUGAUGAGAUUUGAGUCUGUAAAACGUCAUGUUCUUUUUGCCAGUUUGUAAAUUGCACACCUUCAUUUAUUUACCCCCUGUUUGUUUGACAGCCUGGUUCAGGGAACACCGCAGUAUUCCAUUUGGUUAUUGGUUGCCUUGUGUUGUUUAACUUAAACUAACAUAUUUAUUAUUAUAUUUAUUUGUGUUUAAAGAAAAAAAUAUGUAUUUUGUACUUAUUUAUGGAGAAAUAUUUCGAGCUCUGUGAAAUACCAAUGUGAGAAAAAAACAGUAAAAAAAAAGGAGAGAAUCUUAUAUUUUUAAUUGCCUAAAAAGGACAAAAUAAAUUGCAUCAUGAAAAUAAAAA